This is a messenger RNA of Diplodia corticola, 1773 nucleotides long. Its product is annotated as mfs multidrug transporter. Gene Ontology annotation, molecular function: transmembrane transporter activity. Bases 1 to 1773 code for a protein of 590 amino acids. Gene Ontology annotation, biological process: transmembrane transport. The transcript is spliced from 6 exons. Lineage: Eukaryota; Fungi; Ascomycota; Dothideomycetes; Botryosphaeriales; Botryosphaeriaceae. The record is from RefSeq and is a predicted model, not a curated record.
AUGUUUGCUUCCGUCUCUCAACCCUCUUUAUCUUCAUCUUCUUACACUCUUUUGCAGCCUCUCGAUGAGGUCGAACUGGCCAUAUUCGAAUCGAAGAUGGCAAGUUACAGCGACCACGAUGUGGUCUCAACACCGGAUCUGGACGAUCUUCUGGAAAAGCAUGGCCUAGAAGUCGGUGCCGACCAGCACUUGUGCUGGUCUGCAGACAGUCGUUAUCAUCCCCGCAAUUGGCACUCGAACAGGAAACUGUACGAUGCGGGAUUAAUCAUAAUGCUAGAGAUGCUCAUUUCCUCGUGCGUGGAUUCUCGGCUGACCAUCGACGAAAAUGGCAGGACCCUCAUGAGCACCGUAGGUUCCGCCGUGUCCGACGAAGCACGCUUAGAAUAUGGCUAUGAAAAGACUCUUGGCUAUUUCGCCUUCACUUCCGCCUUCCUACUCGGCGAGGGCAUAGGCGGGAUUUUCCUGCCACCAAUCUCUGAGUCCUUCGGCCGCAAACUCGUUUACGUCGCCGCCCCGUUGCUCUGCUCAGUCUUUUGCGUCCUCGUGGCGGCUGUGCCGCCGCAGAUGAACGGGUCGGUGGCAUGCCUCAUCUUCGCCCGUUUCGCGGCGGGCAUGGUGAGCUCGGUGCCGGCGACGGUGGCGCCGGGGAGUUUGGAGGAUAUGUUUGACGAAAAGCAACGCAUAUGGACGGUUGCGGCCUGGACCACGGCGUCGAAUGUGGGCGUGUUGUUUGGGCCUAUUUACGGAAGCUACAUUACCAGAUAUCUGGGCUGGCGCUGGGUGUUCUGGAUUUCAGCAGUCAUCAUGGCCGUCUGCUUCGUCCUUACCUUAUUCCUCCGCGAGUCCCGCUCCACGCGGCUCCUCCAACAAAAGCUUGACGAAAUCCUCGCCCUCACCAAAACCAGCUCCGCGGGGGCCGCUCCUCUCCGCAUCCACAACCCAGACGCCGUCCCAUCCCUCAACGCCUUCCUAACCGACACGCUCUUCCGGCCGCUGCACCUGCUCUUCACCGAGCCCAUCGUCAUCCUCUGCUCGGCGCUCAACGCCAUCUCCUUCGCCAUGAUCUACGGGCUGACCGAAGGGCUCACCAUCGUCUACUCGUCGCCGAGCUACGGGCUGGCGGACGCGCACACGACGUCCUCGCUCGCGUUCCUGCCGCUCAUCCUGGGCCUCUUCUUCUCGCUGCCGUUCCGCGCCGUCGACGCGCGGCGCUUCCGCGAGCUCAACGCCGACGGCGUGCCGCCCGAGCGCAAGCUGACGUCGUUCGCGGUCGCGGUGCCGGCGCUGGCGCUCGGGUUCUGGGUGUUUGCGUGGACGAUCCCGCCGCUGGUGCCGCAGGCGCCCAUGUGGGUGUCGAUGGCGGCGCUUGUGCCCGUGGGCUUCGCCAUCAACGACCUUGACUCCGUGCUAUGCGGCUACAUGGCCGACGUGUACAGCAUGUACGCGGCCUCGGCCUUCUCGGCGCUGUCGCUGCUGCGCGCGCUCUGCGCCGCGGCGUUUCCGCUCUUCGCGGAGCCCAUGUUCGAGCGCAUGGGCGCCAACGCCGCGGCCAGCGUGCUCGCCGCCAUCGCCACCGUCUUCUGCGUCAGCCCGUGGGUGCUGCUCAGGUACGGGCCCGCGCUGAGGCAGCGCAGCGCGUUCGCCGAGUACUCGGCUGCGAUGAGCGAGAAGACGAUGGCGGGCGGGGCCGGGGCUGGUGCCAGUGCGGGGAGCAGUACGGAGACGCUCGGUGUCGCGGGCGGAGUGGAUCAGAUGGCGAUGGUGAGGGUUUGA